AUGAUGGAAAAUUUUAACCAAGGUGAUUUAGCAGACAUCGUCAGAGCUAGCGGCGGCGCAGCCGCCGGAGCUGGACUACCCUUUUCCGACGACUGGCAUCAGUUUCAACCCGAUAUCACAGUCAACGAUUUCCAAUCCUCAACUAUUGAAGACUUUGGAGAUCCCUUUAGUAGUAAUUUAAGGCAUCCCCUUUUCAACGAUGUAUUCAACGAUCAUGAUCAUCUUUCCACCACUACUACUUCGUCAACCGCCGCCGCCGCAGCUGCCUCCUUCUUCACGGCUACUCCAGGGUUUCUCGGCGGUGGGUUGAGGCCGGUUUCUAAUAAUAAUAAUAAUAUAUUUUCGAGGAUGCUUCAGAUCUCGCCGAAUCAGAACCUAUCUGUUAAUUCGCCUUGUGAAUCUCAGGCGACGGCGGUUGGGUUACUGAAGGUGGUGGCGCCGCCGCCGGCGAGUUUGCUGGCGACGAGUGACGUAAUGAAAGGCGGUGGUGGUAGUUUGGUGGAUAACGGAGUUGGGGUUCAGAUCUCGUCUCCGCGAAAUGCGGGGAUCAAGAGACGGAAGAGUCAAGCGAAGAAGGUGGUGUGCAUACCGGCACCAACACCAGCCAAUAGUAGGCCGAGUGGAGAAGUUGUUCCUUCUGAUCUAUGGGCAUGGAGGAAAUAUGGUCAGAAACCAAUCAAAGGUUCUCCAUAUCCAAGGGGUUAUUAUAGAUGCAGCAGCUCUAAGGGUUGUUCGGCUAGGAAACAAGUGGAGCGUAGCCGAACCGAUCCAAACAUGUUGGUCAUUACCUAUACCUCUGAGCACAACCAUCCAUGGCCUACUCAAAGAAACGCACUUGCUGGGUCGACACGUGCCCAACCCAACAAGGUUGGAUCCGGAUCAAAAUCCUCGAAUGCCGGUUCUCAAGCUAAUAAGGCGAAGGAAUUAGAAGAGGAGAAGGAGAGACCUAAUAUUUCAGAGAAUCCAUUGUUUGAUAGUUCUCUUGUGAAGGAGGAAAUGGAUGAACAAAUGGAUAUGGAUGGUUGUGGUGAUGUUUUUGGAUCAGAUGGCUUCGAUCUCCAUAGUACUUAUAAGCCAAAUUUACACGAAUCCAGCCAUUGCGAUGAUUUGUUCGCGGAUUUGGGAGAGAUAGAGGGGGACUCGCUAAGCAUGUUGUUUAGCCAAGGGUUUGAUCAAGAACGAGGCAGCGGAGGUAACAAAGGUAACAUGUUGGAUCAUUUCAACAUGUUCGAUUGGACCGAAAAUAAUAGUGGAAACAACAAUAAAAGCACCGCAUCGUUUCAAGGAGGAGAAGGCAAAGGAGGAUCGUGA
This is a messenger RNA of Impatiens glandulifera, 1311 nucleotides long. RefSeq names its product probable WRKY transcription factor 14. The record is from RefSeq and is a predicted model, not a curated record. Gene Ontology annotation, molecular function: DNA-binding transcription factor activity; transcription cis-regulatory region binding. The transcript has 3 exons. The coding region runs from base 1 to 1311 and encodes 436 amino acids. Lineage: Eukaryota; Viridiplantae; Streptophyta; Magnoliopsida; Ericales; Balsaminaceae. Gene Ontology annotation, cellular component: nucleus. Gene Ontology annotation, biological process: regulation of DNA-templated transcription.